UCUCCAUUCGGCAUUAAGAAGGCCAUGAAUUUCGAAUUGGAGCGAGAGAUUGGUUUCAUUAACAGCCAGCCUUCGCUCGCCGAAUGCCUGACGUCCUAUCCUGCUGUCGUUGAUACAUUUCAAAGUUCAUCAAUCAAGAACUCGACGCUUUCACACUCGACACUAAUUCCUCCUCCUUUUGAGCAGACCAUCCCAAGCCUGAAUCCCAGCAGCAACCAGCCGCGGCCAAGUCGCGAAAAGCGGCCUCCAAAUGGCCUUCUCUCAUCUACUGCCGCGGCCGAGUUCCCGUGGAUGAAAGAGAAAAAGUCGUCGAGGAAGUACAACGAAGCGACUCUGUCAUUGUCAGCAGCAGUCCCUGGGCCAUCUCCAGCGGCGGAGCCUCCGACAGACGGUCACAGUGAGCAGGAUAACAGCAGCAGUGCGCGGAGAUUAAGGACAGCCUACACAAACACGCAGCUGUUGGAGUUGGAGAAGGAGUUUCACUUUAACAAAUAUCUGUGCAGGCCACGGAGAGUGGAGAUCGCAGCCUUGCUGGACCUGACUGAGAGACAAGUUAAAGUUUGGUUCCAAAACCGGCGCAUGAAACACAAGAGGCAAGCACAAUACAAAGAAAAUCAGGACGGCGGAGUAAGUUUUGCCAACAGCUCGCUGCCAGAAGGCGAAGCCGAGGAGGCAUCACCUUAUAACCAACCCGUCGAGGCGUCGGGAACUUACUUAGAAAACAAAAACUGCGCCGAUCAGGCACGAAAGCAAAGCCAAAACACGCUUAGCAAAGAACUCCAAAACCUGCAAGAUCUGACAGCGUGUGGCAGCGACGGUAAAGCAAGGAGUCCUUUCUACCUAACGGCAGACAACGGUUUUACAACAGGCCAGAAUUCUGUGGCUGGUCUGGACACUGUCAGUCCGGAGGCCCUAGAAUUGGUCUCCCUCCCAGAUUUAAGUAUGUUCUCUUCGGAUUCCUAUCUGCCAUUCUCCGAUGGAUUAUCUCCCAGUUUGCAGGGUUCUAUCGACAGUCCUGUGGAUAUCCCUGAGGACAGUUUUGAUUUUUUCACCAGCGCUCUCUGCACAAUAGACUUGCAGCACCUCGGUUAUCAAUAACGAUUGGCAAAUCAUAGGGCCAGUGUAGAAAUUCAGCCAUGUUUAAAAAUAUGUUCAGUGUUUCGUAUUUUAAAUAACAAUAAUGUGGAAUAAUAAAAGUCUGUGUGAUAUAGGAUUGAUCUCACAGUAAAUAAUUUAUUCUUCAGCCUUGACCUGGAGUCUACAAGAAUUGCAGUCUUUAUUGCACAGGUAUUUAAUUAAAUAUAGUUUUAUUCAGUUGCAGUUUCGUAAAUUAUGUCAAAAUUGUAGAUUCCUUCUUUCACUACUCAGGAAAACAUAUCGGAUUUGUAUUUAUAGUAAAGCUGCUUUAUCUUAUAGCUUCCGAAAGGAUAACUGUGACGAGUUAUUUUAUG
Messenger RNA from Pristis pectinata (smalltooth sawfish), 1451 nucleotides. RefSeq names its product homeobox protein Hox-A2-like. Gene Ontology annotation, molecular function: DNA-binding transcription factor activity, RNA polymerase II-specific; DNA binding. The record is from RefSeq and is a predicted model, not a curated record. The transcript has 2 exons. NCBI's taxonomy places the organism in Eukaryota, Metazoa, Chordata, Chondrichthyes, Rhinopristiformes, Pristidae. Gene Ontology annotation, biological process: regulation of DNA-templated transcription. The coding region runs from base 25 to 1098 and encodes 357 amino acids.